AUGACUCCAAACUUUUCUAUUCUUUAUUUAUUUUUUAAUUUAUUUUAUCAUGGUUAUUGUUAUAAAUUUCCAAAUGAAAUUAUUGAAACUCCAAUUGUAACAUGUGAACCUGAUCGUGUUACAAUUAAAAUUAAAACAACAUUAACAAAUCCUUCUGUAAUUUAUGCUGACAAUUUUUUAGAAGAUAGUGAUUGUGCUGUUUAUAAUAUGAAUCAUAUAUCAUUUCCUCAUGGUAAAUGUGGUAUGACAUCUGAAAAUAUGUCAUCUCCAAAUGGUAUACUUCAACGAAUAUGUAUAUCUGUACAAUUACAUCCAUUAUUUGUAACAGAAUCUGAUAAAUAUUAUUGUGCUCAAUGUGUUUAUAUGGAAUCAAAUGUUGUUAAUAAUUUAGAACAAACAUUAUCUGUUAGUGAUGCAACACCUAAUGAAUUAGAACCAAUGUUUGAUGAUGUAAGUGUCCCAAAAUGUAGUUAUUCUAUAAGACGUGGAAGUAAAGAUGGCCCAAAUAUUCAUUAUACAACAAUUGGUGAAGUAGCAUAUCAUGUAUGGACAUGUAAUAAUGAAAAUGUUGGAAUAUUAGUUCAAAAUUGUUAUGUUGAAGAUUUUCAUGGUAAUAAAAUAUUAAUAAUUGAUCAAAAUGGAUGUGGAGUUGAUCAAUAUGUUUUACCAACUCCAGAAUAUACAAGUGAUCUACAAACAGCUUAUCAAAAAACACAUGUUUUUAAAUUUGCUGAAAAUACAUUAACAAAAUUUACUUGUCAAAUAAGGUUAUGUCUUAAAAAUAAUUCAAACAAAUGUAAAAAUAUAACACCUCCAUCAUUAUGUCCUACAGUAGAAGAAAGAGAACAAGGUGUAUUAGUGCAUAAAAAUGAAUCAUUUAAUGAAGAUAUAGAUUCUGAAAAUACAAAUUUAAAUUAUAAUGAUAUAAAUAAUAAAAAAAAUGAUUUAAAUGUUGAAAAAAUAACAAAGACUACAAAUGUAAAUAGUCAUGAUUAUAAUCCUUCAUCAAAUGGAUAUAUUAGAAGAUUUAGAAGAACAAUAACUUUAACAGCUAAUGGAACAAAUAUGGUUGAAUUAAAUAAAAAAUCAUAUAGAUUAAUAAAUACACCAGAAGGUCAGUAUCCAGAACUUGAUGUUGUUGGAUUAAUUAGAAUUGUUGAUUCACAAGAAGAAGCUGAUAUAUUAGAAUCAAGAAUAAAAAAAAAUUUUGAAAAAAAAUAUAAUGAUUAUAAGGAUGAAACAGAGGAAUCUGAAAUGAAAUGCAUGUCAAAUUAUUCAUAUUGGUUAGCGAUAAUUUUAAUGGUAUCUUUUGCAUCAUUUCAAGUUAUAGCUUUAUGUAUUUUUUUACCAAAAUAUUCAAAUAUUUCAAGAAAUGUUAAAAAAAUGAAAAGUUUUUGUUAA
Molecule: messenger RNA, 1401 nt
Organism: Strongyloides ratti
Lineage: Eukaryota; Metazoa; Nematoda; Chromadorea; Rhabditida; Strongyloididae
Product: Zona pellucida domain-containing protein
Exons: 2
Coding region: 1-1401 (466 amino acids)
Source: RefSeq, a predicted model, not a curated record